Messenger RNA from Physeter macrocephalus (sperm whale), 738 nucleotides. RefSeq names its product orosomucoid 1 (gene ORM1). The record is from RefSeq and is a predicted model, not a curated record. The coding region runs from base 29 to 637 and encodes 202 amino acids. The transcript has 6 exons. Gene Ontology annotation, biological process: regulation of immune system process. Lineage: Eukaryota; Metazoa; Chordata; Mammalia; Artiodactyla; Physeteridae.
CUGGCUGCAGGUGCCUCGUGGUUUCAGCAUGGUGCUGCCCUGGACCCUCGCUGUCCUGAGCCUCCUUCCUCUGCUGGACGCCCAGAGUCUGGAGUGCGCCAACUUGACGGCGGUGGCGCCCAUCACCAAUGCCACCCUGGACAGGCUCUCUGGCAAGUGGUUUUACAUCGGCUCAGCCUUCCGAAACCCCGAGUACAAUGAGUCAGCUAGAUCGAUCCAGGCGGCUUUCUUUUACUUUGAGCCCAAGCACGCGGAGGACAAGAUAAUUCUCAGAGAGUACCAGACCAUUGGGAACAAGUGCAUCUACAACUCCAGCUCCGUGACGGUCUAUCGCAAGAAUGGGACCAUGUCUACAUAUGAGUCGGGUAGAGAAUACUUUGCUGACCUGCUGCUCACCAAGCACCCCAAGACCUUCAUACUUUCUGCCUCCUGGAAUGGCAAGAAGAACGUGGGGAUGUCCUUCUAUGCCGACAAGCCAGAGGUGACCCAGGAGCAGAAGAAAGAGUUCCUUGAUGCCAUCAAGUGCAUAGGCAUUCACGAGUCAGAAAUCACAUACAGCGAUGAGAAAAAGGAUCUGUGUGGGCCACUGCAUAUGCAGCAUGAGGAGGAAAGGAAGAAGGAAAAGGAAGGGUCCUAGCAUUGGGUUAGGACCUUGGGGACUCUGCGGAGCCAUCCUCAGCCCCCGUCUCACCCUUCGUACCUCAGCUCUUUCCCUCAGUUGCAUCAGUAAAGCGUCUG